Capsella rubella is the source of this 743-nucleotide messenger RNA. RefSeq lists its product as uncharacterized. NCBI's taxonomy places the organism in Eukaryota, Viridiplantae, Streptophyta, Magnoliopsida, Brassicales, Brassicaceae. The record is from RefSeq and is a predicted model, not a curated record. The transcript has a single exon.
AAGAGCUAAAACUGAUAUUUUACUUUCAUGAGGAAAAUGAAGGGUGAGUUCAAUGCUUUGAUGGCAAUAAUGUCUCUACUCUUAGCCUUCUCGUUUGUCCAUGGAGGAGGAGAGUCUGGACCACCUGCUAAUGUAGCCGCUACACCUAGUAGUCCAACCGGAGGUUCUAGUGGUUCAAGCGGCUCGGCUCAUGGACCUAAUUGGGGAUACAGUUGGGGAUGGGGUUCAACUCCAGGAGGUGGUUAUGGCUAUGGUUCUGGUUCUGGUUCGUCACCAGAAGGAGGAGGAAAAGGGGGUGGAUUCGGGUUUGGUUCGGGUUCGGGUUCAGGAACUGGAUUUGGGUCUGGCUCCGGAGGAGGAGGAGCCAUAGACGGUGGUUCUGGCCAAGGAAGUGGGACUGGUUACGCUGGCGAAGGUGGUGGCUCAGGCGGUGGGAAUGGUGGUGGAUCACCAGGUCGUAGAGAGAGGAGCCAACACCGUUAAAAGAAGCUUUCUUGAUAUAUUACCUUAACACCAUCAUACGUGAUACAUGCAUAAUAUGAUCAUAAGACUAGAAGAAGGAAAAAGAGAUAUUAGCAGCUUACUUAAUUAAUGCAUAAAUAAGGAUCAAAAGAAUAAGUAGGUGGGCUUUAAUUACCGCUGUACGUACUUUGUAUUAUAACUAAACCUAUAAUAUAUUGUGUUCUUGCGCCAAACCUAGUAUGUUCAAAUUUAAUACUUGACGAUGAUGAUCAUAUUACAAA